Molecule: messenger RNA, 2041 nt
Organism: Gorilla gorilla gorilla (western lowland gorilla)
Lineage: Eukaryota; Metazoa; Chordata; Mammalia; Primates; Hominidae
Product: basic proline-rich protein-like
Exons: 1
Coding region: 623-1159 (178 amino acids)
Source: RefSeq, a predicted model, not a curated record
UGUACUUUUUCCCAGGAAAGGCACUGAACGAGUUACAUGUGCAGAUCUUUGGAUAUAAUCUGUUGGAGAAAGGAUCUGGGCUGAAGACGCCAGCUCCUAGCACAAGCCCUGGAUGAGAAUAAUGGGGCACUACAAGAUGAACAGAGAGAGGGAUGGCUGGGGCGGGGAGGGGUGGAUGCAAACGAUUAUGGCCAAGAAGUCACCUUAGGGGAAAAACAUAAAAAGAAUUCUUGCUUGCAAAAGAGAAGGAAGCCUAUAGGGAGAGUGAGGGGAGAGGCCGAAAGAGAGAGAAGGAAAAAGGACAAAAGAGGACAGAGAAAUAGCCAACAAGGCAGACACGAGGAAAAGGGUGAGAUGAGAGAGAAACAGGAGAGGACAAGGAGACAAGAAGAAGAGAGGCAAGGGACAGGUACAGCAAUGGGACUCGGAAAGGACAUGGGAGAGAGCUGGCGGAAGCUGACAGAGGGAAGGGAAGAACCCCCCCGCCGUCAAAGGCAGGACUCAAGAACGCUGCCUUUCGUGCAAGUGAGAUGGGCUCCGCUGCCCGUGCCCGCUUGUUCUUGGUCUUGGCCGACCUGAGGGUGCGUCUCUCCCGGGCUCUCCAGCGGCGCGCAAAUAAGAGAUGCAGACGCGACCGCCACCGCCCAGCCCAGGGCGCGGCUCUGAAGUUGGCGCCAGCGCCCAGAGGCCACCAGGCCCCGCCUUCCUGGCUGCACCCGCCUUCGGGGCGGGGCUUGCGGUUGGGCGGCUCCGGCGGGUAGGGCGUCGCGGGCCAGAGAAAAGGCAACCUGGGAGAAAGCCCCCUAUUGAUCCGUUGGGCGGCCCGGCCCUCCCCCGGCUCAGCUCCCCGGAGCCACCCCUAGCUGGCUCGGACCCGGACUGGCGCCUGCGACUAUGCCUGCGGGAGGGUGAGGGCGUCCUUUGGAGGCGGUGCCCUCUCACGCCGCCGCCCUCUGGCUCCUGGGCCUGCCGGGUCUCGGCGAUGGGCGAGGGCUGUGCCCGGUGCCUGCGGCUCCCUCCGCGCCGUGGACUCCCGCGGCCUCCCGGCCUUCCUUACCCCGGCGGCCUGGCGGCCCCGCGAGCUUCACCUCCCCAGCACCCGAAUCGCGCAGCUCCUCCCGGGAGCGCCCGCCGCCUUCGCUCCCCAGGCCCCAGCUGAGACCGCCAGGAAGGCGGGCUCCUCGACCCCAGAUCAUAAGAGGUGUCUGGGAACUAAGGGUGGGAGGGGGCCAGGGUAGAAAAUGUCAGUUCAAGUACGUUAAAAUUAAGAACUUAGGCUUUGUUUAAAAAAACAAUAAAUGAAGUGAAAAAAACAAGCCACAGAGUAAAAGAAGAUACUUACAGCAAGUGAUAAAGGAUUAGUAUCCAGGAUAUAUAAAGACUGUUAUUGAGUCAAUGUGAAAGAGAAAAACACCUAAAGCAAAGAAUGGACGCCGGCAUUAAAUAGGCACUUCAAAGAGGAACCAUGAACGACCAAAAUCAAGUGAGUAGGUGACCAGUUCCCAUUAAUAAUUAGGAAAUAGCAAAUUAAGACCACAAAGAGGGCAGUGAGGGUGGCUCACACCUCUAACCUCAGCGCUUGGGAGUCCAGGGCCAGAGGAUCCCUUGAGGCCAGGAGGUGGAGUCUAGCCUGGGAAACAUAGCAAGACCCUGUCUCUACAAAAAAAUAAAUAAAUAAAUAAAAUAAGAAAAAAGUAAACCACAAGGAGAUGACUUACCACCAGGCAAAAAUAUUAAAGUAUGCUAAUACCAAGUGUCAAGAAGAAUGAAGCAAGAUAGCUCAAAUAUGCUUUUGAAGGAAAUAUACUGGGCUUCAUUCAUUCUGAAAUACCCCUUAUUUAAGAUACUCCAUUAUAUUAAAUACAGUUCCAAAACAAAAGAAAUCAAAGAAAAAAAAACUAACCCAAUACUUUUAUCACUUGUAAUUUGUAUAUUACACAUAUUGAAAGAUAUAUUUUAGACUUAUUAGAGAACGAUUUUUAAUUGGAUAUCACUCUUGUGCAUACAAAAUAAAACAAAAUUGAUUAAGGUGUUUCUAACA